AUGGCCGCCGCCAAACCGAUCAAGGACGUCGUCAGCGUCGCGAAGAAAUACACGCAACAAAGCACAGGCCUCUACGAGCGAGUACGCCGCCUCUUCGCCGUCGACCCAGAACGCAGCAACGGUGUCCCCGUGCGACACUUCCGCAACCCACCGCCCGCAGGCGGCGACCCGCUCGCGUACGAUGAAGCCGUGACGAUCCCCGCGGCCGACAUCGCCGACAAUCCGUACUGGAAGCGAGACGUGCGCCGCGCAUAUCCCACCCUGAGCACCGUCACACAAGGCGACGCGGUCGGACUGCUGUCGAUCGGGAGCGCCGCAGCGCCGAGUCCGAAACUGCUCGCCGGAGAGGAAGGGUCCAAGCAGCUGGUCACCGUCAAGGAGCAGGGUCAGAAAGGCCUGGCGGCCUACUUUGAGGCGGAGAAGGGUUCGGGCGCCGCUGUGUUGGCUGCGGAUGGGCUGCCGCCUUUACCGGUUGCGGUCAGGUCGAAGAGUGUCAAGGCGGAGAAAUAUGAGUUGGGUCAUACGAGUUAUGGUGAAGACUAUCCCUGCCGGAGCUUUGUUUGA
Molecule: messenger RNA, 564 nt
Organism: Exophiala bonariae
Lineage: Eukaryota; Fungi; Ascomycota; Eurotiomycetes; Chaetothyriales; Herpotrichiellaceae
Exons: 3
Coding region: 1-564 (187 amino acids)
Source: RefSeq, a predicted model, not a curated record